UCCAUCUCCUCCUCCCUCCUCCUCCUCCCUCCAUCUCCUCUCUCGCUUCUCGACAGGCGGCAGGAUGGACAUCGUAAAUCAGCUGGUGGCCCAGGGUCAGUUCAGGGUGCUGAAGGUUCCUCUGGGCUUCAUUAAGGUCUUAGAAUGGUUUUUCGCCAUCUUUGCCUUCUCCACCUGUGGCAGUUAUUCUGGGAUGUUCCGGAUGGCAGUGGAGUGUAAGAACCGGACUGACAGCGACCUGAGUAUAGAGGUGGAGUUUGAGUAUCCAUUUAGACUCCACCAGGUGUAUUUUGAUGCCCCUACCUGUAAAGGUGGGAACACGGAGCGUCUCUUCCUGGUUGGCGACUACUCUUCCUCGUCCGAGUUCUUUGUCACCAUUGGCGUCUUCGCCUUCCUUUACUCGACAGCAGCUCUGAGCAUCUACGUCUUCUUCUUCGAGAAGUACAAGGAGAACAACAAGGGUCCCCUGAUUGACCUCGGUGUGACUGGUGUGUUUGCCUUCAUGUGGCUUGUGAGUUCGGCGGCUUGGGCCAAAGGGCUGUCCGAUGUGAAGACUGCUACUGACCCGGACAAAGUGAUCACUCUGAUCACUGCCUGCGAUGCUGAGGGGAACCGCUGCCGUGAAGUCCACGACCCGGUCAUGUCUGGACUCAACACCUCUGUGGCUUUUGGUUUUAUUAACCUGAUCCUGUGGGUUGGAAACCUCUGGUUCGUUUUUAAGGAGACGGGCAUCAUUGCUCCCUUCAUGCGAGCUCCGCCUCCUCAGGAGAAACCCGCUGCACCUGAUGCCUACGGCCAGCAGGGGGCGUAUGAGCAAGAUCCCUAUGCCAGCAAUCAGGGAGGCUACCAACCCGACUACAGCCAGCAGGGAUACAACCAGGAUGCACAGUACGGUCAGGGGUACGGCCAGCAGGGGGCGCCCACCUCCUUCUCCAAUCAGAUGUGAACAAACAACAGAAAACGUCGGAGUGAACCAGCAGUGGGUCGCCUGCCACCUACCCACAAUGCACCACUCCUGUCUGUCUGCAAAGUUAACGGGUGGGGGGGUGGAGCUUAAACGGGGGGGUUAGAUGUUCACUAUAAUGAAUCGGUGUGUAAAUGAAAAAAGGAGAGUUAUAAAUAACAAAUUCACAACUUGAACAGAGCACCAAAACAACUACAACAAUGACGCUGACAAAAAUGUUCUGAAACAAGUGGUGAUGUUGUUCAGAGUUAUUCAUAUUAAAGUACUUAAUCUGUGAGAGAAUGUAUGUUUGUGUUGUAUAGGUAUCACUUUGAGCAGAUAUAUAAUCUAGACUGAACUGUUUAUCCAUGUUUCCUAUGACCCCGUGACCUUCCCUGCCCCGACUCAUAUGCCCUGCCGCACAAUCUACAGACCAGAUUCACAUGGGCCAAUCAUGAAGCUGUUCAGACUGGGUUCACACCGAGACAAACCACAUUUGAGCCAGAUUUGGACUACAACCAAAUGAGAUUUAACUGACAACCCUGCGUCCACCAACAUCACCUCCCUGCUGUCUGCUGUUUGUCUUGCUGCAUGUAAAUAUCAACACAGGAAGUGAUGUCACUGUGGAGAUGCGGUAGACCCAGUCUGGACUUCAGCUUCACGGUGACGCCGGGUGGAAACUGGAUCCAAAAUGGCUCCUCGUCAUUACGAGUUUGCACUGUUUGAGUGUUUAUUAAUGAGCUCAGCUGUCGGUUACACUGCUGCCCUCAGAUCAGUUACUGUGAAGAGGACAGCAAGCUGCAUAAUGAAUAUGAAAUGAAUAAUUAUUAGUUUGUCAUAAUUAAUCUGGAGUUUCAUAAACUAACCCUGGAAUAGACAGCUCCACUGGUUUUCACCUCACCUACACAAUUUAUGGAGUCUCAUAAUAAGACAAACCGUCGCAUCGCUGAAAGGAAGUUUGAUUUAAGAAACUGCAAAGUAUGAACACAGUAAUGAGAUGCCUGCUCCUGAUUCCAGAUGGAUUACUGAGAUAAAACUUUUCUUCAGUUACUGUGGUGAUUACGUUAGCUAGCUGUACUGUGUAACCUUGUAAGCUCCUGACUCUACUGCUUCCAUCAAACUAGCAAAUUCAAGCUGAGAUUCCUGAUUAGCUUUAGCUAGCUAGCUAACAUUAAGUUAGCUGUUUCUGACACACCUACCAGUUAGUUUAAAAAACUGUCUACCAAGCAGAAAACAGCUAAGAUGUCACACUGAGUAAUUAAGACGAACAAAAUGGAUGCCAAAGGACGUACUGG
Scatophagus argus is the source of this 2238-nucleotide messenger RNA. Its product is annotated as synaptophysin-like. Gene Ontology annotation, cellular component: presynaptic active zone; synaptic vesicle; synaptic vesicle membrane. Bases 65 to 946 code for a protein of 293 amino acids. Lineage: Eukaryota; Metazoa; Chordata; Actinopteri; Scatophagidae. The record is from RefSeq and is a predicted model, not a curated record. The transcript has 8 exons.